Messenger RNA from Prunus dulcis (almond), 1851 nucleotides. Its product is annotated as histone deacetylase 6-like. The transcript is spliced from 6 exons. Gene Ontology annotation, molecular function: histone deacetylase activity. Lineage: Eukaryota; Viridiplantae; Streptophyta; Magnoliopsida; Rosales; Rosaceae. The record is from RefSeq and is a predicted model, not a curated record. The coding region runs from base 75 to 1478 and encodes 467 amino acids.
CCAGCAACCAUUUUACUUUCACAGCCAAAAAAAUAGAAAGAGCGAAAGACACAGAGAGAGAGAGAGAGAAUCAGAUGGAGUCGGAAAGCGGGGCGUCACUGCCGUCAGGACCAGACGCGAAGAAGCGGCGAGUGACAUACUUCUACGAGCCCACCGUCGGCGACUACUACUACGGCCAAGGCCACCCGAUGAAACCCCACCGCAUCCGCAUGGCCCACAACCUAAUCGUCCACUACGGACUCCAUCGUCGGAUGGAGAUCAACCGCCCCUUCCCCGCAGGCCCCAACGACAUCCGCCGCUUCCACUCCGAUGACUACGUCGACUUCCUCGCCUCCGUCAGCCCCGAGACCCUCGCCGAGUCCUCCUACUCCCGCCACCUCAAGCGCUUCAACGUCGGCGAGGAUUGCCCCGUCUUCGACGGCCUCUUCGGCUUCUGCCAGGCCUCCGCCGGCGGCUCCAUCGGCGCCGCCGUCAAGCUCAACCGCCAGGACGCCGAUAUCGCCCUCAACUGGGCCGGCGGCCUCCACCACGCCAAGAAGUCCGAGGCCUCCGGCUUCUGUUAUGUCAAUGAUAUCGUCCUCGGCAUUCUUGAGCUGCUCAAGGUUCACAAGCGUGUGCUUUAUGUAGAUAUUGAUGUGCACCAUGGAGAUGGAGUUGAGGAGGCAUUUUACACCACUGACAGGGUCAUGACUGUGUCGUUCCAUAAAUUUGGGGAUUUCUUUCCUGGGACUGGGCACAUUAAGGAUGUUGGGGCAGGGACUGGGAAGAAUUAUGCGCUGAAUGUCCCACUGAACGAUGGAAUGGAUGACGAGAGUUUUCGUGGCCUGUUUCGGCCCAUCCUCCAAAAAGUCAUGGAGAUGUAUCAGCCUGAUGCAGUUGUUCUACAGUGUGGUGCAGAUUCAUUGUCUGGUGAUAGGUUGGGGUGCUUCAACUUGUCUGUCAAAGGCCAUGCAGAUUGUCUUCGUUUCCUUAGAUCUUUUAAUGUUCCUCUGAUGGUAUUGGGUGGUGGAGGUUAUACGAUCCGGAAUGUUGCUCGUUGCUGGUGUUACGAGACAGCAGUGGCAGUUGGGGUGGAACCUGAUAAUAAGUUGCCUUACAAUGAAUACUAUGAGUAUUUUGGUCCAGAUUAUACUCUUCAUAUUCCGCCAUCCAACAUGGAGAACCUAAACUCACCUAAAGAGAUGGAGGCAAUAAGGAAUACGCUACUAGAUCAACUUUCUAGAAUACCUCAUACACCCAGCGUUCCUUUCCAGACAACACCACCAACAACACAAGUUCCAGAGGAGGCGGAAGAGAACAUGGAAGAAAGACCAAAGCCUCGCAUUUGGGAUGGUGCGGAUUAUGAUUCUGAUCCUGAAGAAGACAAGCAUUGGACUAAAUUCUCCAACCCUGUUGGUCAGCAUGCAGUUAAAACUGAGAUGCGGGAUGAUGCAGAUGGGAUGGAAGACGAGAAACCAAAUCAUCCUCCGUGCUGCUGACACAGAUGGAAUUUUGUAGCUUCUGGUUGUAAUUUCCCUGUAUCACCUGUCUAUGAGAUGUUUACUGAAGCAGAGAGAGAGAGAGCUUUGUUCAAGCCGCAUAAUUUCUAGAAAAGGCAUCCUAUUAAUUAGCGUGGAAUUAGAAUAGGCUACUAGCCACCAUCCUAAUUGUCAAGUCGGUGAUGCCCUUGCUAAUCGGAUUUGUUUUAGAAUCACCCUUUGUAAAACCGAACUUACAUUGAUAGCAGGCGAAUGUCAAUACACUGUGCAUAAAAGCUUCUAAGAUAGUUCUAAAGGAUCACUGUGUUUCUAGUUUAUUGUUUAUGUAGACUCUCAGAAUGCAGAAUGUACCAAUUAUAUGUUAUUUUGUUCA